Molecule: messenger RNA, 600 nt
Organism: Symbiodinium sp. CCMP2592
Lineage: Eukaryota; Dinophyceae; Suessiales; Symbiodiniaceae
Source: the annotation of a GenBank genome assembly
AUGAAUGUGAGUCUCCACGACACAAAGGGCCAAGACAAGCUUUUCCAAGUGCAAGUGUCGAUCGACCACACUAGGAUUUGGCGAUACCUGAGAAGUACAUGGGAGAAGACUUUGCACUAUCGCUACGGUGGUGGUCCUGUGAAUCCUGGGGGCGGUGAUGAUACAGCAGAUGCGGAGUGGACUUUUCGCGUUGUCUCAGAUGCAUCCUUGGCACCGGUUGGCACGCGAUCCAGAAGCGGGGGGCAGACCAUUGUGGCAUGGUCAGCGACUGAGUCCGAGAUCGAGGCGACCGCAGUGGCGUUCCAAGAGGGUAUCAAGAUACACGCAGUGCUUGAGGAGCUGUUUGCAUGCAAGAUUCACCUUGUGGCCAAUGGCGACAAUGCGGGAGCUAUCCAUUUGAUCACUCGCGAGCGGCUUCAUGAACAGACGAUGCGAACCAGGCAUUUCGCCAUCCGUUGUGCAUAUAUCAGAGACUUGGUGUGGUUGCACAACAUUGAGGUCCAACAUCGUGGGACGAAUGAGCUCGAAGCCGAUGGACUGACUAAGGUCCUGGGGAAAGCGAAAUUGGCUACAGCACGCGCGCAGCUGCGGAUUACGUGA